CAAACACUCCUCUCCUCUCCCCUCUCCCCCAACCCCUCGCCGCCGCCGCAUCCAAAACCCCUCUCCCCCCAUCCACCUCGUCCUCUAAUGGCAUCACGGCCCAUCAGGCGAAGCUGCUAGCUCGUGUCUCCCAUCCGCUUCCCGAAUAGCUUGUUGAUCUACCGCAGCCCCCCACCUCCGCCGCCGCCGCCAUGACGACCCUCAACCAGUUCGAUCUCCUCGGAGACGUCGACAACGACGACCCCACGCAGCUGCUUGCUGCGGCGGCCGCCGCCGCGGCAAAGAAGGCCCAGGCGAAUAAGACGGAGGCAGCGCCUGCUGGAAAGGCGGGCCAGACUGCGGCGGCGGCCAAGUUGCCGACCAAAUCCGCUCCCCCGGCACAGGCUGGGAGGGAUGCGAGGAGCGGAGGCCCUCCAUCACGUGGAGGAUUUGGCCGUGGUGAACCUGGCCGCGGCAGAGGUGGUGGCCGAUACGGCCAGAACCGUGACUUUGGCAGUGAGAACACGAAUGGCUACCAGGGAGGUUAUGGGGGUAGAGGUUCUGGAGAUGGCGCUGUAGCUGGAGGCGGUGAUGGGGAGAGAGGCCCUCGACCAUACCGUGGAGGCGGUGGUAGACGUGGUGGUUACCGCAACGGUGAGUUUGGUGAUGACUCUGAGAGACCACCUCGGAGAAACUAUGAGCGCCACAGCGGGACUGGUCGUGGCCAAGGGAUGAAACGCGAUGGUGCAGGCCGUGGAAACUGGGGAUCUUCCACUGAUGAAGGUCUUGCACAGGAAACUGAUGAAGCUCUUAAAAUUGAGGACAAUGCUCCCAUCGCUGAGAAGCAGGGUGAGCAGGAUGAUGCUCCUCCAACAACAGUGGAGAAGAAAGACCACAAGGAUGGUGCUGCAAAGGAGGAGGAAGAGAAUGAAGAGGAUAAGGAGAUGACUCUAGAGGAGUUUGAGAAAAUAAGGGAGGAACAGCGGAAAGCACUACUAGCAUUGAAGACUGAAGAAAGAAAGGUUGAAGUUGACAAGGACCUGCAGUCUCUGCAGCCACUGUCUACCAAGAAAGCCAAUGAUGAGGUUUUCAUUAAAUUGGGUUCUGACAAGGAGAAGAAGAAGGAAAGUACUGAGCGUGAUGAACGUGCCAAGAAGUCUCUUAGCAUCAACGAGUUCCUCAAGCCUGCCGAGGGAGAACGAUACUACGGAGGCCGUGGUCGUGGAAGGGGCCGCGGCGAGGGCCGUGGAGACCGCGGCGGUUUCAGGGGCGGGUUUGGAGGAGGAUACCAGCACGGACAGGCGGCCGCGCCAUCCAUCGAAGAUCAGUCACAGUUCCCGACCCUGGGCGGGAAGUGAAGGUUGUGUGCUGUGCUGUCCCGAGCGCCAUCCUCGUUGUCUUGACUGGUGUUUGCCUUUAAAUUUUGCCCGACGUUGGAUUAUUGUGUCACGGUUAAUCGGAACAAAUAAUGUGGUUUUUCUUUCAGUGUGUUA
Messenger RNA from Aegilops tauschii subsp. strangulata, 1472 nucleotides. RefSeq names its product RGG repeats nuclear RNA binding protein C. NCBI's taxonomy places the organism in Eukaryota, Viridiplantae, Streptophyta, Magnoliopsida, Poales, Poaceae. Gene Ontology annotation, cellular component: cytoplasm; nucleus. The record is from RefSeq and is a predicted model, not a curated record. Gene Ontology annotation, molecular function: RNA binding.